AUGUCAAACUUACAAACUGUUCUCUCUAGAGAACAAAUCCUUGAACAAGUGGUUUCAAAUAAGAAAUUCUACAACAAUAAUCAAAAUGUUGAAGAACCAAAUAUCGCUGCUAUUUUCUCCAAUAGUGAUGAAGAGUUAUUAGCUCAAAUUGGUUAUAAACCAGAAUUAAAACGUCAUUUCAGUACUUUACAAUGUUUUGGAGUUGCCUUUUCUAUUAUGGGUCUUUUACCUUCUAUUGCUUCUAUGUUGGCUCAAGGUCUUAUUGCUGGUCCUGCUGGUUGUUUUUGGGGUUGGAUUAUAUCUUCCAUCUUUAUCUUUACUAUUGGUAUUUCAAUGGCUGAAAAUGGUUCGAGUAUCCCAACUUCUGGUGGUUUAUAUUAUUGGACCAAUUUUUACGCUCCACCAAAAAUGAAGACUUUAAUUUCAUAUCUUAUCGGUAAUACUAAUUCCAUUGCUUUGAUUGGGGUGUUAUGUUCAGUUAAUUAUGGAUUUGCUGAAGAAAUCUUAUCGAUUGUCGUUAUUUCCAAAGAUGGUGAUUUUGAUAUCACUCCAGCAAAGACUUAUGGUAUUUUCGUGGGUUGUGUAUUAGCUCAUAUUGCCAUUACUUGUUUCUCAUCUAGGAAUUGUGCUCAAUUACAAACUGCUUCCAUCGUGGUCAAUUUAUUCGUCAUUACCUUAUACAUUAUCGCCUUACCAAUUGGUGCCAGAGGUCAUUACAAACCUGCAUCCUAUGUUUUCGGUGAAUUUGAUAAUCUUUCAGAUUGGCCAAUGGGUUGGACUCAAGUUUCAGCAUCUUGGUUACCUGCUAUCUGGACCAUUGGUGCUUUUGAUUCUGUCAUUCAUAUGUCUGAAGAAGUUAGAGAUGCCGAACGUGCUAUCCCAAUUGGUAUUUUAGGUUCAAUUGCUGCAUGUGGUGUUUUAGGUACGGGUGUUUUAAUGGUGACAUUUUUCUGUAUUCAAACUGAUGAUAUUCAAGGUCAUCUUUUAGGAUCAAAAUUUGGUUUCCCAAUGGCUCAAAUCAUUUUUGAUGUUUUAGGAAAGCAGUGGGCAAUGGCAUUUAUGGCUCUUAUUGCCUUAGCUCAAUUUUUAAUGGGUGCAUCUAUUCUUACUGCUAUUUCAAGACAAAUUUGGGCAUUUGCCAGAGAUAAUGGUUUACCAUUCUCAACUUGGAUUAAAAAAGUUAAUUAUAAAUUAUCCGUUCCUAUCAAUGCUGUUUAUUUUGGUGGGUUUAUGACUAUUUUCAUUGGUUUAUUAUCACUUGCUGGUCCUGUUGCUGCUAAUGCUCUUUUCACCUUAUAUAUUGCUGGUAAUUACGUGGCUUGGACAACUCCAACUUUCCUUAGAUUAACAGUUGGAAAAAGUAAGUUUAAACCAGGUAAGUUUUAUUUAGGUCCAUUCUUUUCUCCAUUAAUUGGUUGGAUUUCAUCCAGUUUCUGUGCAUAUUCAUUUAUAAUGGUGAUGUUCCCCGCAUCUAUUGGUGUUACUAAAGAUACUAUGAAUUAUACAUGUGUGAUCACUCCAAGUGUGUGGAUUUUGUCAUACAUUUAUUAUUAUUUCUAUGCUCAUAAAUUCUAUCAUGGUCCUUGUAAGACUGUCGAUGUGGAAGGUGAAUAUUUGGAAGGAAUUGAUCCAAAUGAUGAAGUUAGUUCAGAACCAAUUGGUGAAAAGAUAUCAUUGACUGAUGUUAAGGUCCUUGAAAAGGUCUAA
Scheffersomyces coipomensis is the source of this 1707-nucleotide messenger RNA. Its product is annotated as GABA-specific high-affinity permease. The record is from RefSeq and is a predicted model, not a curated record. Gene Ontology annotation, biological process: amino acid transport; transmembrane transport. The transcript has a single exon. Gene Ontology annotation, cellular component: membrane. The coding region runs from base 1 to 1707 and encodes 568 amino acids. Gene Ontology annotation, molecular function: transmembrane transporter activity. Lineage: Eukaryota; Fungi; Ascomycota; Pichiomycetes; Serinales; Debaryomycetaceae.